UUCGCAGAGCCCGGCCCGCGCCCCACGCCCCACUCCCCACGCCCGCAGCCGACAGACGGCAGCGCCUGCGCCCGUGGCCCCCGAGCCAGCGCGCGGGAGUCGCCGGGGCCAAGGAGCGGCGGCCGCCCGGUGGCACCGUCUCUUGCUCCUUCGUUCGCUCUCCGCGAUCAGGAAAAGCCAAGCCCGGAAACCCCAGCAACCCGCCCUCCAAGAUGAAGAAGCUCCAGGGAGCUCACCUCCGCAAGCCUGUCACCCCAGACCUGCUGAUGACCCCCAGUGACCAGGGGGAUGUAGACCUGGACGCGGACUUCACGGCAGAUCGGGGCAACUGGACAGGCAAGCUGGACUUCCUGCUGUCCUGCAUCGGCUACUGUGUAGGCCUGGGGAACGUCUGGCGUUUCCCCUAUCGCGCCUACACCAACGGAGGAGGCGCCUUCCUCGUGCCCUACUUCCUGAUGCUGGCCAUCUGUGGCAUCCCCCUCUUCUUCCUCGAGCUCUCUCUGGGCCAGUUUUCUAGCCUGGGACCCCUGGCCGUCUGGAAAAUCAGCCCCCUCUUCAAAGGUGCCGGCGCCGCCAUGCUGCUCAUCGUGGGCCUGGUGGCCAUCUACUACAACAUGAUCAUCGCCUACGUCCUCUUCUACCUCUUCGCCUCCCUCACCAGCGACCUGCCCUGGGAGCACUGCGGCAACUGGUGGAACACAGACCUCUGCCUUGAGCACAGAGGCUCCAAGAAUGGCAAUGGGGCCCUGCCCCUCAACCUCACCAGCACCGUCAGCCCCAGCGAGGAGUACUGGAGCCGCUACGUUCUCCACAUCCAAGGCAGCCGGGGCAUCGGAAGUCCCGGGCAGAUCCGCUGGAACCUCUGCCUCUGCCUGCUACUUGCCUGGCUCAUCGUGUUCCUCUGUAUCCUCAAGGGUGUGAAGUCCUCGGGCAAGGUGGUGUAUUUCACGGCCACGUUCCCCUACCUCAUUCUGCUCAUGUUACUGGUCCGCGGAGUCACCCUCCCAGGGGCCUGGAAGGGCAUCCAGUUCUAUCUCACCCCUCAGUUCCACCACCUGUUGUCUUCCAAGGUGUGGAUCGAAGCUGCUCUUCAGAUCUUCUACUCCCUGGGUGUGGGCUUUGGAGGGCUCCUCACCUUUGCUUCCUACAACACAUUUCACCAGAACAUCUAUAGAGACACCUUCAUUGUUACUCUGGGCAACGCCAUCACCAGCAUCCUGGCUGGCUUUGCCAUCUUCUCCGUGCUGGGCUACAUGUCUCAGGAGCUGGGUGUGCCUGUGGACCAAGUAGCCAAAGCAGGCCCCGGCCUGGCCUUUGUCGUCUACCCACAGGCCAUGACCAUGCUGCCCCUCUCACCCUUCUGGUCCUUCCUCUUCUUCUUCAUGUUGCUGACCCUCGGCUUGGACAGCCAGUUUGCCUUCCUGGAGACCAUUGUGACAGCUGUGGCAGACGAGUUCCCGUACUACCUGCGGCCCAAGAAGGCUGUGUUUUCGGGGCUCAUCUGCGUGGCCAUGUACCUGAUGGGGCUGGUCCUCACCACCGACGGCGGCAUGUACUGGCUGGUCCUUCUGGACGACUACAGUGCCAGCUUCGGACUAAUGGUGGUGGUGAUCACCACAUGCCUCGCCGUCACCCGGGUGUAUGGCAUCCAGAGGUUCUGCCGGGACAUCCACAUGAUGCUGGGCUUCAAGCCGGGCCUCUACUUCAGGGCCUGCUGGCUGUUCCUGUCCCCAGCCACGCUCCUGGCCCUGCUGGUGUAUAGCAUCGUCAAGUACCAGCCCUCAGAGUAUGGCAGCUACCGCUUCCCAGCCUGGGCAGAGCUGCUGGGCAUCCUGAUGGGCCUGCUGUCCUGCCUCAUGAUCCCGGCCGGCAUGCUGGUGGCUGUGCUGCGAGAGGAGGGCUCGCUCUGGGAGCGGCUCCAGCAGGCCAGCCGGCCAACCAUGGACUGGGGCCCGUCGCUGGAGGAGAACCGGACGGGCAUGUACGUGGCCACGCUGGCCGGGAGCCAGUCGCCCAAGCCACUGAUGGUGCACAUGCGCAAGUACGGGGGCAUCACCAGCUUCGAGAACACAGCCAUCGAGGUGGACCGCGAGAUUGCAGAGGAGGAGGAAUCCAUGAUGUGAGACAGAAAGCAGGCAGACCAGAGGCCCUGCCGUCCCCAAGCAUAGCUGUGUGCCCUCUGGGGUUCUGAGAGGCCUGAGGCUGUGCGAGGUUACCAUGGUGAUGCCAGUUCUCGAAGCAAGUUCCUCUUUGUGGCCUCUGCCUCUCUUGAAACCUCUGUCUACCCCCGACACACACACACACACACACACACACACACACACACACACACACACACACACACACACACACACACACACACACACACACACACACACACACACACACACACCUGAGAAUGAGACAGCACAGCCCUUCUCGGACUAACUGAAGCCAGGGAGGAGGGACUUGCCCAAGGUCACAUGGCAGAGGGGACUGGACCCCAGGCCUCCUGACCAGCCAGCUCCCUUUCUCCUGUGGCAGCUGGCACCUCCCUCUCAUCUCUGUUCAGGGCUCAGCCCCCUCCCUUUUCUCGGGGAGCCUGCCCCAUACAAUUCAACGCAGCCAGAAUCUUAAGCCAGGCGGGGAUGCUCAGGAUGUCAUGAGGCCAUUGGGGCCCCAGGCAUUGAAGGUUAGCAAGUCGAGUGGGAGAAAGAUCCUUGUGGGUUCAUAUGUAUGUGCACAAGUGCCAGGUUUUCUGAAAGACGUGGGACCUGAAGGACCUGGAGGAUGGGCAAGUUUGGAGAGAGAGAGAGGAGGGCAGUAUGGAGAGGGCCUCUGGCCAAGGCACUGACCCAACCCAGGUGUGAAGGUCAGAAUGUAGCCCCCUUCUCUUCCCCUGGGGCCAGGAGGCACCCUGGGGAGAGACCAAGGGCAUGUGAGCAGGGGGAGUGGCGGGAGAAACAGGUGUUACCAGGUUACAAUAGGAUUCAAGUGGGAAUGAAGAUUGAUGGUGGGUUGGGGGGAGCCGGGGACAGGGGUGGGGGGUGGGGGGGUACUGGGCAGGGGAUUUGCAUGAUCUGGUUGUGCUGUAGGUAGAACGUCCUGGGUCAGUGUACGGGGUGGAACAGAGGGGACGUGGUGGAGGUGGGAGGCCUGCAGAGGGGCCAGUGCCCAAGCUUGGGCGUUAACGGGUGGGGCUGGGGAAAGAAGAAGCCCACAGCUUCCCUCUCUGGACCCCAUGCUUUCCAGGGGAGGGAGCCCAGGGCGUGAUUCAGAGGGGAGGGAGGCCUGCCCUGCACUGUGGUGGUGGGAAUGAGCGGUCACAGUCGGAACCCAGGGCCCCUCUCUCCCCUUCUCCCAUGUCCUGGCGGCCAUCGCUGUCUCCUCCAGCUGCAGGAGGAAGUGACCUUGGCUGUGGACGAUCAGGCAACUAAGAGACUCGAAGAUGGUCCACACACAUGGCUGUCUGGUCCCAGUGCUGCCCCCUCUACUCCAGCGCGGGGCCCUGGGCAUGGACAUGAGGGUGGAGGCAGACAGCAGAGGGCAACUGACCCCCCAGGCCUAUGACCAGAGACCUUGGCAUCUCAACCCCCAGGCAAAGGAGGGGCUGCCCUGGGGACCCUCCUUCCCUGAGAGAUGAGGGUGGGGUGGGAAAAUGCCUGAGCGGCCUGCUGGGGGGCAGGUGGGGGUGGUGUGGGCGGCCUGGUCCAGCUGUGACAGCCUCUGCGAUCUGUCUCUCCUGGUGUCUCCCCAACUCGUCCAUGUUCUGUUGGUUUAUUGUUAAUAAACGCCAAUGAGGUCAUCUUCCUUA
Messenger RNA from Camelus dromedarius (Arabian camel), 3793 nucleotides. It is a transcript of the gene SLC6A7, whose product is annotated as solute carrier family 6 member 7. Gene Ontology annotation, biological process: sodium ion transmembrane transport. Gene Ontology annotation, molecular function: L-proline transmembrane transporter activity. Gene Ontology annotation, cellular component: plasma membrane. Bases 213 to 2123 code for a protein of 636 amino acids. The record is from RefSeq and is a predicted model, not a curated record. Lineage: Eukaryota; Metazoa; Chordata; Mammalia; Artiodactyla; Camelidae. The transcript has 14 exons.